This is a messenger RNA of Cylicocyclus nassatus, 1602 nucleotides long. Lineage: Eukaryota; Metazoa; Nematoda; Chromadorea; Rhabditida; Strongylidae. The record is from the annotation of a GenBank genome assembly.
AGGGUAAUCUUUACGCGCCGAAGAGUGCCCUUUAUUGGGCAUGACACGAAGCAUCAGUAAGAUGAUCGCCCUCAGCGCUAAGCUGAACGGGUCCAUCGGACUUCCAGACCAUGGACUGCUUGUUGUCGGCAAACACAGUCUUCUCAAAGCAUUGUCUUUCAAAAAGCUUCUGCCAAAGUUUAACGGAGAAGUAGAUGAAAAAAAGUGGGAAGUGGCUAUGUCAAUGCUCCCCACUUCUGGUAGUCUUCCGCUUUUCUUCAAUCAGUCCCGUAUCAUCUCUCUGCCUGACUCGUCUUCAAGGCACAACACACCAUCAAGCUGCCACGUUUUGACCAAAGAACUCAGAACAUUUCCGAUUACAGAGGAGAAUUGCAAACUCAACAUUGUUCUCGUUUGUGAAGCCGGGAACGUCUUUGCCAGUGUUGCUGCAAUUGCACGUGCAUUCCCAGUAUUUACUCGGAAGACUGAUCCACCUCCAAAAGUAGAUCUCACUAUCGAGUUAUGCUUGCCAGAGGGAGAAGAGCUUGCCAAAGAAGAUCUCGAACUUAUCGAAAACGUAGCGUACUCAAUACGCGAAACUUGUCGCAUGAUUGAUGCUCCGUCAAAUGAAAUGUCCACAGAUGCUUUGUUAUCGGAAGUCCUCUCCGUAGCUGAUGAGCUUGGUCUAAAAUCCAUUGCGAUAACGGGAGAAGAGUUGGAGAAACAGGGAUUUGGCGGUAUCUGGAGCGUUGGCAGAGCUGGUCCGAAUCCACCAUCAUUUGUGGUGGUUAGGUAUGAACCAGAAAAUGCUACUAAAAGCUACUGUCUCUGCGGUAAAGGUGUCGUAUUCGACAGCGGCGGCAUGCAGAUCAAGGGAAAAACUGGAAUGCCUGGUAUGAAGAGAGAUAUGGGUGGCGCAGCUGGUAUGCUAGGAACAUUUUACUGUUUGGUAAAGUCAGGCUUUUCGGAGAAACUUUAUCUCUGCCUAGCCAUUGUGGAGAAUAGCGUCGCAAACUUCGCCAAUAAGCCGGACGACGUCAUUACCAUGCUUAGCGGAAAGACUGUAGAAAUCAACAAUACCGAUGCCGAGGGCCGCCUUAUCUUAGCUGACGCUGUGUAUUAUUCAAAACACAAGCUCAAGGCCGAUGUUAUUAUCGACAUGGCCACUCUUACUGGUGCGCAGGCCUAUGUUUCUGGAAAAUAUCACGCAGCUCUUCUCACUAACUGCGAGGAAUGGGAGCAGAGAGUCUGUCUGGCCGGUCGUCUUUCGGGUGAUUUGGUGGCGCCACUAGUCUUCUGUCCAGAUCUUCAUUUUUCGGAUUUGAAGAGUCCCAUUGCUGACAUGCGCAAUAGCAAUCUCGGCAAAAUGGAGGGUCCCCCCUCAGCUAUAGCUGGACUUUUCAUCGGUGCUCACAUCGAUUUCGGAGAAGGUAUCAAAUGGAUGCACCUCGACAUCGCUUCUCCAGCUGAGUGCGGUGAUCGUGCUACUGGUUACGGACCUGCUUUGCUCAGCUAUCUCCUUGGGCAUUUAACUAAGGCUCCCAUGUUUUCGAAGAAUAGUUGAAGAAUAUUAGGCAUCGAGUGAAAAUUAUUUUUGUUGUUAAGAGCCAUAUACAUGCUGUC